Molecule: messenger RNA, 1918 nt
Organism: Solea senegalensis (Senegalese sole)
Lineage: Eukaryota; Metazoa; Chordata; Actinopteri; Pleuronectiformes; Soleidae
Gene: oxnad1
Product: oxidoreductase NAD-binding domain containing 1
Exons: 8
Coding region: 152-1084 (310 amino acids)
Cellular component (GO): mitochondrion
Molecular function (GO): oxidoreductase activity
Source: RefSeq, a predicted model, not a curated record
AAGAAGACCAGCCGCGGCAGGCAGCGAGCCAAAGAAGAAGAAACUAUACACCGUCACAUAACCGUAACAUGACCAAGGUUAUUCCGGAGAAAACUGGACACAACUAUGAACGACCGCUAACAGAAAAGGGUGUCAUCUUAUUUCGUCCGUGAUGAGCGCCCCGGGUUUCUUGUCCUUUGCUGCCCGACGCCUCAUCUUGCCGUGUCCCACUGCCCGUCUGUUCUGCUGCCAGGUGAUGGCUCCCAGGUCCAUCACAGGAGGAAAUAUGUCGUCCAAAAGAAAAAUGGACCAUCUUGAGAGGACAGCAAGCAACUCCAGACAAAAUGCCGUGUAUCCAGCUGAAGUAUGUGGAAUCAUUAAUGAGUCAGAGACGGUAAAACGUUUGAGAAUAGCCGUUCAUCCAGACUUCAGCUUCAAAGCAGGACAGUGGGUGGAUUUCUUCAUCCCCGGCGUGGAGAAGGUGGGAGGUUUCUCCAUGUGCUCCAGCCCGGGUUUGCUGCAGCGGGAGGGGGUCAUUGAUCUGGCUGUGAAAUACACUCAACACCCACCAGCACACUGGGUCCACACUAUGUGCACAGUGGGCUCUAAGGUGGACAUGCGCGUCGGUGGGGACUUCUUCUUUGACCCGUCACCCUCUGACCCCGCCGUGGAUUUGCUGCUGGUGGCCGGUGGCGUAGGGAUCAACCCUCUCUACUCUAUUCUGUUGCACACUGCAGACCUGCUGCGCCUUAACCACGCGUCGGGCGGCCGUGAUUACAACAUCGGCUCCGCUCACUUGUUCUUCAGCGCCAAGAACGCACACGAGCUGCUCUUCAAGGACUCCAUCACUGAGGUGUGUCGGGAAUUCCCUGACAAGUUCUCAUGUAACUUCCACAUCACACAACGGAGCACAGAUGUUGACCCACACCCCCAGUCAUCUAUGAACCAUGGCAGAAUCACAGAGGCGGAGCUACGGGCUCGUGUACACCCUCAGAGGACUUUAUGUUACCUGUGCGGGCCACCACCCAUGAUCGAAGCCAUUUCAAAAACCCUCAUGGACCUGGGUCUCCCUAAAGACAGGAUCGUCUUUGAGCAGUGGUGGUAGAAGAACCGCCGACAGAGCCAGCAUAAACUCGCGGUUUGUCCUCUGGGGCUCCUGAGGGGGAGGAGAUAUCGGGUGUGUCAAGAGUGGAAAGCAACGCAAAUAUUCCAGUGAUGUGGAAUUUGAUAAGUGAUGGAGCAGCUGAGGAAGUUCAUCCUCUAAUCACUGCUGCUGGGACAGACUCCUGGGACCACCCACUCUUCAGCUAUCAGCUGACUCAUAAUGACAAUAGAGAGGGAUAUUAUUUAUUGUGAUUUUAACAGGGGAAACUUAUUGACUUGAAGCAUUGACAUUCUCCAGCUCAAUGCCUUGCUGAAUAAUGCAACAAAUGUGCAAUUGCAAUGUCCACAUCUUUCUGUAUGUGCACAUGUUGAUGCACAUGGCUUCAUAUUAGGGCUGAACGAGUUUGAAUAAAUGUCUGAUUGCGAUCGCCUGGACUGAAAUUGAGACUGCAAUAUCAUAGUUAGUCUCAUUUUCAUUUCAGUAACCCAUUUUAAAUGAUUACUGUGUGAUGUGUGUACAGAUCUGUGUGAAACAGAUGUUUUCUGUAUAGAUCAGGACAAUAUUUGAUCUAAAAAUGGUCAUGAUGCACAUUUUGACUUGAAGAAAUAUUGCGCUUCCUGCAAUUUUGAUGAAAUUCCCAUGAAUUGUUCAGCCCUACUUCAUAUUGUAGGUUUCCAGCCUGUACUUUUUUCUUUUUUUUUUUCUCAGACAGAUUAAAAGGCAAUGUUUAGUUUUACACACACAGCAUACCUAUGCAAGCAUGUCUAAAAGGAUUAGUUUGACAUUUUGGGAAAUGUGCAAAUUCACUUUUCUUGCCAAGGGUUAGGAGAAACA